Messenger RNA from Lentinula edodes (shiitake mushroom), 853 nucleotides. RefSeq lists its product as uncharacterized. Gene Ontology annotation, cellular component: plasma membrane. Gene Ontology annotation, biological process: intracellular potassium ion homeostasis; proton export across plasma membrane; regulation of membrane potential. Lineage: Eukaryota; Fungi; Basidiomycota; Agaricomycetes; Agaricales; Omphalotaceae. The transcript has 3 exons. The coding region runs from base 250 to 738 and encodes 162 amino acids. Gene Ontology annotation, molecular function: sodium:proton antiporter activity. The record is from RefSeq and is a predicted model, not a curated record.
GAUCGAGCCCUGGAGGUUGACUGUCCUCCUUAUCUCUGUCGCAUUGCUUAGGAGGAUUCCCCCUAUAAUGCUUCUCUACAAAUGGAUACCAGAAAUAAGCUCAUGGCAAGAGGCCCUUUUCUCCGGCCAUUUUGGUAGCUAAGCAAAGUACUAUCAAGGAAUUUUCCAACACUGACUUUAUGGUAAUGUAGGACCAGUAAGCCCUGCCAGUCUUAUCUUCAGCCUGAACGUUCUCAAUUUAUCCCCAAGAUGGGAGUCGGUGCUGUUUUCAUAUCAACUUUAGCACUUUCUGAACUAGCAACCCCUCACAACCCACCACAAAACCAAGAAGAUCUGCUGGCAUUAUAUAUCCAACCUGUGGUAGCGUUUGUUGUCCUAGGAUCGAUUAUCAUCCACGGUCUCUCCAUUCCCUUUUUCUCCUUCGGAAAAGGUGUACAUGGUCGGACCCUUUCGCUGUCCGCUACGUUGAAUGGGACUGGUACCGUUCCUGACUGGGUAUUUUGGGCUCGUCCGGCCCCUGUUAUCGCGGUUAUGACGUCCUCGUCUGAACAAGGUGAUAUCGAGAGGAACCUCGGAGUAGAUCUAGAUAUUUCUGCAGUAAGUUCGGCACGACCCAGUCCUCGGCUGGGUAUAUCAAUGCUUCCGUUGCAACGACAAUCGAGCGACCACAAUUCUAAUGCGCACCUUGCUGAAAAUAAGGCCCAUCUCGAGUCACAGGGAGUCAGGUUUACACAAUGACGCCAGCACGGGAUUUCUUGGAGAAUUACGGAGGGAUUCAGAAUAGCUACAUACUGUUUAAGUCGUAUGUUUUGAAUCUACAAUGGGUCCACAGUGUCCACAACGUUUAGAAGCA